Molecule: messenger RNA, 1002 nt
Organism: Naumovozyma dairenensis CBS 421
Lineage: Eukaryota; Fungi; Ascomycota; Saccharomycetes; Saccharomycetales; Saccharomycetaceae
Gene: SOL1
Product: Sol1p
Exons: 1
Coding region: 1-1002 (333 amino acids)
Biological process (GO): pentose-phosphate shunt; carbohydrate metabolic process
Molecular function (GO): 6-phosphogluconolactonase activity
Source: RefSeq, a predicted model, not a curated record
AUGACAACCACAGUUCCUAAAAUAUUUGCAUUCCAUGAAUUCUCAGGUGUAGCGGAAGCUGUAGCAGAUUAUGUUGUACAUGCACAAAACGUUGCCUUAACUGAAAAAAUUAAAGAAAGGAAACAAUCUAAUGUCAAUUUAAAUGUUCCAUCAUCAACAGGAAAUACUACCGAUUCUGUUAAAGAAGUAGGUAGAGUUCCAUCUGUGAAAAGUGUAGCAUCUUCCAAUACAAUUAAUAAUGGUGGGAGUAACAGUAAUAAUAGUAGUUCUAAGAAGAAUAGUAGGAAAAAGGAAAGAAGGUUCAAGAUUGCCCUUUCUGGAGGGUCAUUGAUUCAAGUAUUACAUGAAGGUUUAUUGAAAAGAGAAGAUGUUCAUUGGAAUAAAUGGGAUAUUUAUUUUGCAGAUGAAAGAUUAGUUCCAUUCGAUUCUAAUGAAAGUAAUUAUGGUCAAGCAAAGAGGAAAAUUUUGGAUUUAAUUGAUACUGAAAAAUAUGGUAAACCAAACGUUUAUCACAUAGAUGAAUCAUUAAUUGAUGAUCCACAAGAAUGUGCAGAUAAUUAUGAAAAAAUAUUAAUUAAGGGGUUUGCUGGAAGAGAUUCUGUUAAAUUACCAAUGUUUGAUUUAUUCCUAUUGGGUUGUGCACCUGAUGGUCAUAUUGCAUCAUUAUUCCCUAAUUUCCAAGAUAAUUUACGUGAAAAAUUAGCUUGGGUAGUACCAGUGGAAAAUGCUCCAAGUGGUCCAUCAAAUAGAAUAUCUUUAACUAUACCUGUAAUUUGUCAUUCACAUAGAGUUACCUUUGUUGUGGAAGGUGCCGUGAAGGCUCCAGUAAUUAAAACAAUUAUGGAAAGACCAGAGAAAGGAUUACCAAGUAGUAUUGUCAAUGAAGGAGCUGCAGGUCGUGUUUCAUGGUUUGUUGAUGAUGAUGCAUUAACUGAUGUAUUUGUGACCAAGAAGAAAUAUAAAUUUCAUGAUCCAGUUGAUUUAAUUUUCAAUGAUGAAUAG